Molecule: messenger RNA, 4302 nt
Organism: Diorhabda carinulata
Lineage: Eukaryota; Metazoa; Arthropoda; Insecta; Coleoptera; Chrysomelidae
Gene: Btk29A
Product: tyrosine-protein kinase Btk29A
Exons: 10
Coding region: 258-1739 (493 amino acids)
Biological process (GO): peptidyl-tyrosine autophosphorylation
Molecular function (GO): ATP binding; non-membrane spanning protein tyrosine kinase activity; protein binding
Source: RefSeq, a predicted model, not a curated record
GAAGUGUUUUGUGAUAUUCAAUGACAGCAAAGCAGUAAAGUUACUGUGUUCAACCCUUAACUGUACAAAAGAGAUCGAUAUAUCUACGUACCAACCCAAUUUUAUAAGAAAAAUAAUUCGGCCAAAGCAGUUCGUUUUCAACUAUUUCGGAAAAAAUAAUCCAGUUUAAUUAAUAUGGUACACAAAAAUUAUUUGGUUAUAACCUAUAUGGGAUCAUUCAAGGAAAAUAUUUUUGUGACAGUGUAAAAAAUAGCGAUAUGCUAUAUUCAAUCUACAUGAAAAAAAACCCACUUUUUCCCAAAUUACAACGAAAAUCAUCUGGUACUAACUCGGGUCAGAUGAUGCCUAGCGAAGGUCCACCGAGUACUCCUUCAUCUAAAUCAAAAGAAAAAAAUAUACCUAGGACAAAGGUCGUCGUGGCCUUAUAUAAUUAUAAAGCAAUAGAAAGUGGUGAUUUAUCAUUAGAAAAGAAUCAAUCCUAUGAUGUAAUCGAUGAUUCGCAAGAGCAUUGGUGGAAAGUUAAAGAUUCAAAAGGAAACAUUGGAUACAUUCCUAGUAACUAUGUUAAAGAAAAAGAAUCUCUUGGACUUCAACAGUAUGAUUGGUAUGUUAAUGAUAUGUCUAGACAGAGAGCAGAAUCGCUGCUAAAACAUGAAGAUAAAGAAGGAUGUUUUGUGGUUAGAAACUCUUCAACAAAAGGACUCUAUACUCUAUCUUUAUAUACCAAAAUACCUCAUCCGCACGUAAAACACUACCACAUCAAAGUGAAUGCUAGAGGUGAAUACUUCCUCUCUGAAAAACAUUGUUGUAGUUCUAUACCGGAUUUGAUCAACUAUCAUAAGCAUAACAGUGGUGGGCUAGCGUCGAGAUUGAAGACGAGCCCUUGUGAUAGACCUGCCCCAGCCACAGCAGGACUUAGUCAUGACAAAUGGGAAAUUGACCCCAAUGAACUAAUGCUAUUAGAGGAACUUGGAUCUGGACAAUUUGGAGUUGUAAGGAGAGGGAAAUGGAGGGGCUCCAUUGAUGUAGCUGUGAAAAUGAUGAAAGAAGGUACUAUGUCUGAAGAUGAUUUUAUAGAAGAAGCUAAAGUUAUGACAAAAUUACAACACACCAAUUUAGUACAACUAUACGGCGUUUGCAGUAAGGAUAGACCUAUUUUUAUUGUGACAGAAUACAUGAGGUACGGCUCCCUUUUAAAUCACCUAAGAAGGCAUGAACAAUCACUUAGUAACAAUCAGGGUUUGCUUCUUGAUAUGUGUAUUCAGGUGUGUAAAGGUAUGGCUUACUUGGAAAGGCAUAACUACAUUCACCGAGAUUUGGCAGCUAGAAACUGCUUAGUGGGCAUUGAGAAUACAGUAAAGGUAGCAGAUUUCGGAUUGGCUAGAUACGUUUUAGAUGAUCAGUAUACUUCUUCAGGUGGAUCGAAAUUUCCUAUUAAAUGGGCCCCUCCGGAGGUACUCAAUUAUACGAGAUUUUCUUCUAAAUCAGAUGUUUGGGCUUACGGCGUUUUAAUGUGGGAGGUAUUUACUUGUGGUAAAAUGCCUUAUGGUAGAUUAAAAAACACAGAAGUGGUCGAAAGAGUGCAAAAAUGCAUAAUUUUAGAAAAACCAAAAGCUUGUUACAAAGAUGUGUAUGAUGUAAUGAGAAAAUGUUGGGCGCCACUUCCCGAAAACCGACCAUCUUUCAAAGUGUUAAAAGAAACAUUAAUCAACGUCUCCCAAGGUCUUUUAGUCGAUUGACUGGCCAAGUUAGUUUGCGAAUGUGUCUCGCAUAGUCCUUCCUCAUCUUCCGGUGUAUCUACGAGCGAUUACGAACAGACGUGGAUCAACGUUUGCCAGACACUAUGCCGCGAGGCAAAAAAGAGCAAAGUUAAAAAAUUAUGAAUAUGUUCUUUUAUAUAUACAUUUAACUGUAUUUCUGUAUGUGGGAAGCAAAAAUGGGGAGUUUAAGUGAUGUAGUUAGCUUCUAAUGUAUAGUCUUUAGGCGGAAACUGUUGAUGAUAGUAUUGAUUGACAAGUUUUCGCCAAAUGGAUGUUUAGAGUUGGAAUUUAGUAAUCUGUUCUAAUUAAUAAGUCAACUAAAAUAUUCGUUAUUAGCUUUUUGGUAUUAAUUUAAUGGGAUCUCGUUAUUUUGUUUUAUUAUGUAAGAUCCUGUCGAUUGAAAGAUACAAGAAUUGCGCUAAUGUAAUAGUGAUAAUGUUCAUGUGUUAAAGAGUUUUACUGUCAGAUGUUCCUUAUCUACUUUUUUCUUAGACAAGGAAUUUAUCUCAUAAUUUCUCAGUUACUGACACCCUCAAAUUAUAUUUUUGUUCCGGAAAAACUGUUUUUAAAAAAAUUUUAUUCACAAAAACACAUUACAAUUUUACAAAUAUUGAAUGAAUUUAAUUAAUAUAAAGAAUUGAAUUAACAAAACUCAUUAAAUUGUAUUUCGCAACUUAUAUACAAUUUAUUUUCUUUUUGCGUUUUAAUUUUUAAAAUCGUCUGAAUUUUUCUAGAUCUCACACCUCCUUUCCUAAGAAUGAAAAAUAAUGGAGUUAUUUUUCUAUUUCUGAUUUAUUUCUUCAAUUUCUGAUUCUUCUUAUCUUCAAUUUUCUUCUUGAAAUCUUCUUUUAAAUUUUCGAGUUAACAAAAAUUUUGAAACAGAAUACACAUUAUUAUUAUUAUUAUUAUUGACAAUAAUCCAAUUGUAUGACGUAGGAUUUUUUAUGACUUCUUUUUUCUUAUCUUCAAUUUUCUUCUUUCUUGAAAAUAUUCUUUUGAGUUCUGAGUUAACCAAAAUCUAAAACAACUAUACAAAUUAUUAUUAUUAUUGAAAAUAAUCCAAUUUACGUUGUGGAUUUUUUAUCUCUUCUUUUUUUACAUCUUCCAUUUUCUUCUUGAAAAUAUUCUUUUAAAUUUUCGAGUGAACCAAAAUACUAAAGAACUGUAAAAAUUGUUAUUAAUCAAUAUUAUUCAGUUGUUGUAUGGCUUAGUGAAUUUUGUAUAUCUUGAAUUGGUGGCAAUUUAUCAAUUUCAUAAAGUUUUUCAAAAUGUAUUCAACUUAAAUUUGGUGACUUAUAUGUUUGACAGCUUAAAAAUCGAAAAUCUAAUUGUGGCAAAAUUAUUGACUUCCCUUUUUUAAUUUGUAUAUUAGUUGAAAAGAUUUCAUUUUCUGUUUGAAUUCUACAAUUUUUCUGAAUCCUGAUGAUUGAUGGGUUUUUCCAAAUAAUGACCUGAGGCACAUUUAGAUAACACUUUAGUUAAUGAGUUUGGAAACACUAAAAUUUCAAUAUAAGUUACUUAUUUGAUAGUUUCUGAGAGGUUCACAUCACUUGCAUAACAAUUUUCUGGAGAACGGCCGUUUAGAAUUUCUAUAGUACAAUUGUCUUUUGAUUCAACUACUUUAAUAUAAUAUUUUUCUUCUAAAAUUGGGCAAUAUUCUUUUAUUAUAAUAACUUCUUCUGGAGUCUUGGCCAACUAGGGUUGUAGGUUUUCGCACUAUGUAUUAAGAUACGGAGUCGAGUUUUUUAUCGCGACUUAAAAUUACACAACCGCACGAAUCCUACUAUGACUGCGACAAUUAUAUUUUUUGUUCCGGAAAAAAGCGCAUUCUCAACAAAUUUUCAUGUCUCACAUGACAUUAUGUAUUUUUUCACAAUAAAUAAGUUUCACAAAUUUUUUUCCACAUCUUAAAAUUAAGAAUAGACCUGUUUAUAUAGACUUUCAUCUUAGCAUAUAUUUUCUGCAAAAGUAUCUUUAAACCUCAAGUCCACAUCUAGAAUUAGUUCUUAACAAAUACCAACGUCUCACUGCUCAAAUUCAACUUUAAAUUUUAUCGCAAAUGCUCUCUACGUCUCUGAGAACGAAACAGCAAAACUUCAGUCUUAUUUGCAUUCAGCUUUAGAUUAUGCCCAAUGGAAUAAUUAGGUGUGAAGCUGUUGCUUCUGGAUCUGCAGGAUCAAAGUAAUGUAGAACCUGAAUGUCAUCAGCAUAUGAUUGAAUGUGACUAUUUUUGAUUCAGUAGGCUCCAUAACAUAGCUAAACUUUUCAUGAGGGUCCAUUUUAUAGACCCUUACAUUAUUAAUAUACCUUAUUCCCACUGCCAAUUUGCUAGGUUAUUUAUAUAAAGAGAUAAAUUUUUUGUCUAUGUCAAGGGUAUUUUGAAUUUCAGUUGAUUUUCUAGAAAAAAGUAUGUGUUGGAUAUAAAAAAAUUAGAAAGUAAUAUUGGGAUAAGAUUACAAAAAAAAUAUAUAUAACUAAUGAAAUUAUUUGACAUUACGGUAAUGGCUACAAUUUUUCAUUAUUAUUUAUCGCAUUUCAAAAA